CUCCCUCCAGCCAGACUGUAGACUUACUGGAAACUAUAGACACCUGAGUGUCGCCCCACUGGCUAAACUAUCCCGUCACAAUGCUGUCACGAAAGCUGACUGUUCAUUUGAUCUUUGCUUUGGCUGGUCUUGCUCUCUCAGACCACAUUACUGAUGUGAGUAGCAGUGAUACAUCCACAGACACAAGCAAUGGAGAUACCAGCGUGGAAACCACAGGCAGUCCUGAUGCCCCAGGCAAGUUCUGCAUGCUGUGCUGUACUGAAGACUGCAUCGAGGAAAGCAGCCAUGUCGGGAGCCAAGGUUGUUGGGUGCCCUGUAUGGAGGCAUGUUGGAAGGAAUGUAUGGAGCCCUAUAUGGAUCUCUGUAUGGAGCCCUGUACACAGGAUUCGUCAAAGGUGUGCGACAGUAAGGGGGACAUUAAUGAGGGCGACGGUAAGGGAGACACUGAGGACGGUACGAGGGACGGUAAGGGAGACGGUACGAGGGACGGUAAGAGAGACGGUAAGGGAGGCAGUAAGGAGGACAGUAAGAGGGAUGGUAAGAGAGACGGUAAGGGAGACGGUACGAGGGACGGUAAGAGAGACGGUAAGGGAGACGGUAAGGGAGGCGGUAAGGAGGACAGUAAGGAGGACAGUAAGAGGGAUGGUAAGGGAGGCAGUAAGGAGGACAGUAAGGAGGACAGUAAGAGGGAUGGUAAGGGAGACGGUAAGGGAGACGGUAAGGGAGACGGUAAGGGAGGCGGUAAGGGAGACGGUAAGGGAGACACUGAGGACGGUACGAGGGACGGUAAGGGAGACGGUACGAGGGACGGUAAGAGAGACGGUAAGGGAGGCGGUAAGGAGGACAGUAAGAGGGAUGGUAAGGGAGGCAGUAAGGAGGACAGUAAGAAGGACGGUAAGGGAGACGGUAAGGGAGGCGGUAAGGAGGACAGUAAGAGGGAUGGUAAGGGAGGCAGUAAGGAGGACAGUAAGGAGGACAGUAAGAGGGACGGUAAGGGAGACGGUAAGGGAGGCGGUAAGGAGGACAGUAAGAGGGAUGGUAAGGGAGGCAGUAAGGAGGACAGUAAGGAGGACAGUAAGAGGGACGGUAAGGGAGACAGUAAGGAGGACAGUAAGAGGGAUGGUAAGGGAGGCAGUAAGGAGGACAGUAAGAGGGAUGGUAAGGGGGAUGGUAAGGGAGACGGUAAGGAGGACAGUAAGAGGGACGGUAAGGGAGGCGGUAAGGAGGACAGUAAGAGGGAUGGUAAGGGAGGCAGUAAGGAGGACAGUAAGGAGGACAGUAAGAGAGAUGGUAAGGGAGGCAGUAAGGAGGACAGUAAGAGAGAUGGUAAGGGAGGCAGUAAGGAGGACAGUAAGAGGGAUGGUAAGGGAGGCAGUAAGGAGGACAGUAAGGGAAACAGUAAGGAGGACAGUAAGGAGGACAGUAAGAGGGACGGUAAGGGAGGCAGUAAGGAGGACAGUAAGAGGGAUGGUAAGGGAGGCAGUAAGGAGGACAGUAAGAGGGAUGGUAAGGGAGGCAGUAAGGAGGACAGUAAGGGAAACAGUAAGGAGGACAGUAAGGAGGACAGUAAGAGGGACGGUAAGGGAGACGGUAAGGAGGACAGUAAGAGGGAUGGUAAGGGAGGCAGUAAGGAGGACAGUAAGAGGGAUGGUAAGGGAGGCAGUAAGGAGGACAGUAAGGGAAACAGUAAGGAGGACAGUAAGGAGGCCAGUAAGAGGGAUGGUAAGGGAGGCAGUAAGGAGAACAGUAAGGAGGACAGUAAGAGGGACGGUAAGGGAGGCAGUAAGGAGGAUGGUAAGGGAGGCGGUAAGGAGGACGGUAAGAGGGAUGGUAAGGGAGGCAGUAAGGAGGACAGUAAGAGGGAUGGUAAGGGAGGCAGUAAGGAGGACAGUAAGGGAAACAGUAAGGAGGACAGUAAGGAGGCCAGUAAGAGGGAUGGUAAGGGAGGCAGUAAGGAGGACAGUAAGGAGGACAGUAAGAGGGACGGUAAGGGAGGCAGUAAGGAGGAUGGUAAGGGAGGCGGUAAGGAGGACGGUAAGAGGGAUGGUAAGGGAGGCAGUAAGGAGGACAUUAAGGGAAACAGUAAGGAGGACGGUAAGAGGGACAGUAAUGAGGACAGUAAGAGGGACGGUAAGGAAGUCGAUAAGGGAGACAAUAAGGGGGACAGUAAGAGGGACACUAAGGAAGUCGAUAAGGGGGACAGUAAGAGGGACAGUAAGGAACUCGAUAAGGGAGACAAUAAGGGGGAUAGUAAGAAAGUCGAUAAGGGAGACAAUAAGGGGGAUAGUAAGGAAGUCGAUAAGGGAGACAAUAAGGGGGAUAGUAAGAAAGUCGAUAAGGGAGACAAUAAGGGGGAUAGUAAGGAAGUCGAUAAGGGAGACAAUAAGGGGGACAGUAAGAAAGUCGAUAAGGGAGACAAUAAGGGGGACAGUAAGAGGGACGGUAAGGAAGUCGAUAAGGGAGACAAUAAGGGGAACAGUAAGAGGGACAGUAAGGAAGUCGAUAAGGGGGACAGUAAGAGGGACGGUAAGGAAGUCGAUAAGGGAGACAAUAAGGGGGACAGUAAGAGGGACGGUAAGGAAGUCGAUAAGGGAGACAAUAAGGGGGACAGUAAGGGGGUUAGUAAGGGAGACAGUAAGAGGGAAAGUAAAAGACAGUAAGUGUGAGUGUAGUCUAACAUUGCUCUUAAGUUCCUUAGCCCUCCCUUGGCCCUCAAAAUGGGGAAGGUGUCUUCAGAGAUACAAUUGAAUUAUUAUGCUAUUUUGAUGUGCAUAACAUUUUUCCCCACUUUUUGACUGUAUUGUUGUUGUUUUUACCUUCCUGAUGUUUUGAGAUCCUCUCUAGUGUUUACAGGACAUAAGGGUCUGAUUGGUGAAAUCAAUGCUAGCAGUAAUAUACAGAAUGACAAUGUAUGAGAAGUAAUGUGUCGCUGCAAUACUGACAAGAAAUGUAUCCAAUUCCAAUGAUAAUGAGUACAUGAUGCGUGAGAUGUUCAAUAAAGAAUCAUUUCUGUGAUGUGGAUUUUUGCCACUAUGCACAACCUGACUCCAGGGCUAAGCCUCUCCCCCUUCAGAAGAAGGCUUCUGUCAGGUUUAUUAUGGGUUUUAGGGUAUAAAAGCACAUUUUAUAAUGAAGUUCACUGCUUUACUUUGAGUUUAUUUUGAUUUCUCGGUUCUCUUUGUUUUAAGAUACUAAGUAUGUUGCAUUUAUUCAAUAGAAUCACUUAUGACAAUCAAAGUUGUAACACUUAAGAUAAGAACGAUUGACAGGUAUCAUGGUUUUUGUUUAUUGAUUGUUUAUGCUGUUCAGGAUUUCCCCUUCUGCUAUACAGAUAAUGUUAUGCCUGUUCAGUGCAUUUUGGUUCAUGGAAGACUGUUUGCUCUCCCACUGCGAGAUGUGUCCUGUUACAGUGAUGGAUGAAGAUGCCAUGUCUGUCAAUCCACUGAAGAAAAGUAUGGAAUGUUGGAUUCAAAAUUC
This is a messenger RNA of Oncorhynchus masou masou (cherry salmon), 3477 nucleotides long. Its product is annotated as protein qua-1-like. Bases 81 to 2660 code for a protein of 859 amino acids. The transcript has 5 exons. Lineage: Eukaryota; Metazoa; Chordata; Actinopteri; Salmoniformes; Salmonidae. The record is from RefSeq and is a predicted model, not a curated record.